Messenger RNA from Hepatospora eriocheir, 864 nucleotides. NCBI's taxonomy places the organism in Eukaryota, Fungi, Microsporidia, Hepatosporidae. The record is from the annotation of a GenBank genome assembly.
AUGAAUUAUGAUUCAAUUAGCAAAAAUAUAAUUACAUCAAUUGUACCAUUUAUUGAACUAUUUGAUCAUUUUAUGUUUGUAGGUAUUAUCAGUUUAAAUAGAAUUUCAUCCCAAUUUACAUUAAACCUCUUAUCUUUAAUUGCUUUUCAAUACAUUCUUGGUUAUAAAAUCAUUGUUUAUUUAUUGUUAAAGAGAGAUAUAAGCACAAUAGAACUUUUACCAGAAAUACAUGAAAGAAAAGAAGUAAAUUUAGAUCAUAUAAAUCAAUAUGUCAUGAUAGAUGCAAGGGAAUCAUUUCCUUUAAAAUGUAAUAAAUGUAAAAGACCUAAACCACCACGUGCCCAUCAUUGUUCAGAAUGUAAUAAGUGUUAUUUAAAGUAUGAUCACCACUGUUACUAUUUUAAUAGCUGUAUUGGUUUUCAUAACUAUAAAAACUUUAUUCAAUUCUUUGUAAUUACAAUCAUACAAUCUGCAUUGGUUGUAGUUAACGGUAUAAAUAACAUAAUAAUAGGAAGAAAUCUAUUUUUCAUCAUUCUUUCAUAUUUUUUAUCAGUUAUUUUUUCUAUUUAUUUCAUUAUAUCAGUUAUAUUACUUAUAUUCAAUCUAAACCUUAUCAAAAACAAUGAAACUGUUUUAGAAUCACUAGCUUUAGAUGCUUAUAUAACAGGAUGUAAUAACUACCACAGUGUAUUUCAAGAAGGUAAAAUAAAAGAAUUUUCAGAGAGCAAAGAUAUAACUAUUCUAAAUCCAUAUAAUUUAGGAACAAGAGAGAAUUUCACACAAGUAUUUGGAGACACCUUUCUACAAUUUAUAUCACCGAUAUUUACUUCUAAAGACGAUGGCAAGAAAUUUAAAACAAAUUGA